UUGACCUUUUAUUUUUCUUUACCUUUCCCUUGCUUCCUUUCCUUUCUACCCACUAUUCUCUCCCUUUUUGGUAAGAGAAACAGGACACUCUUUCUGUUCUGCUAUCCCCUUCAGCUUAGAUUCUCAAACCACCAUGUCACUGCAACUGAGACUACCAUGCCUGAUGAUGACCCUUCUCCUCUGCAUUCUCUUCCCUUCCUCUCUGAGCCUCCCUGAUCCUGACUCAGCAACAACAACAACCCUGAAGCCAAUUUUCACAACCCCAUCUAAGCCAGCAACAACAAUCCCUGCAUUCCCAGAACAAUCUGGUAUAGCAGGGUGCCCUCUUGCUCUGUCAGAUGAGCACUUUGAUGGUAUUAAGACUGCAUGCGCCGCCACCAAACGUGGCUCCGACACGGCGGAGCUCCACCGCAGCAGGUGCUGCCCGGUGCUAGCAGCAUGGGUUUACUCUGCUUACUCUGCCACUGCCUUAGGGAAGUUAAGCCAUGGCUAUGGCCAUAGCCACACCACUUCAUCAUCUUCUGAGAUGCCCCUGUUGCCAGAUGACUCAGAAACCUGUGUGAAUGGGUUGGAAAAGGCUUUGAAAGUGAGAGGGAUUGAGCUGGCUAAACCCAAUGAGACUUGUGAUGCGGUGUACUGCUACUGUGGCAUUAGGCUGCACCCUUUGAGCUGCCCUGAUGCAUUUUCUGUUGCCAAAAGUGGGGAGCUUGUUGGGGAUGCUAGUGUGAGAAGGUUGGAGAAGAAUUGCUUGAGUAGAAGCACCAAUGUCAAUGGCUUCCCUGGUCUUGGAGGGUGUACUAAAUGCUUGAAGAGCCUCCAUUUGCUUAACAAGAAGACUUCAAAUUCAAGCAAAGCAGAAGACAGGACCACCAAGAUCCACAACAAAGAUUGUGAGCUCAUGGGCUUGACAUGGCUUCUGUCGAAGAAUCGGACAGCUUAUAUUCACACAGUUUCUGGGGUUCUUCGCGCUUUGUUGAUGAACACUGGUGGCUCUGACCCACGUUCCUGCACACUAAAUAGUGAUGGAAUGCCUCUAGCUGUGGAUUCAUCUGAAAUCUCUGGUCACUCUUUAUCAACCAACCUCCAACCACCCAUUUAUCUUUGUUUGUUAUUACUUAGUUUGCUAUUAUGUAUGUACUUCACUGUGUUAUUCUCCUAACUAACUCCAAUCAAAACAAAAGGAUUGAUCUCAAACAUGACAUUUUGUAGACUAAAAAUUACUAGCGGCACAUUUUUUUGAACACACUCUUGACCACACUUUGUGAUUGAUUUGUUUUUUAUAAAGUCAACACAUUUUUUGCAAAUUGAUCAAUUUACAAAGCUAGAGUGUUGACAUUUAAAAAAAUAGAUAAUCAUAAAGUGUGUUAAAGAGCAUGUUCAAAAAGAGUGUAUUGCUAACACUUAUUUUGUAGAUUUGGUUCCCUCUUUUUGGUGUUUGUGUAUGUAAUUUUAUGUAGUUAUUGAUUGAAAUAGGGUAAGGUGUUUGACACAAUAUGUAACUGUUGUUAUUUUUGUGUUUGUGAAUGUAAUUUUGCUAGUUAUUGAUGGAAAUAGGGUAAGGUGUUUGGUACAAAA
This is a messenger RNA of Lotus japonicus, 1575 nucleotides long. RefSeq lists its product as uncharacterized. The coding region runs from base 134 to 1159 and encodes 341 amino acids. The record is from RefSeq and is a predicted model, not a curated record. The transcript has 2 exons. Lineage: Eukaryota; Viridiplantae; Streptophyta; Magnoliopsida; Fabales; Fabaceae.